Molecule: messenger RNA, 1691 nt
Organism: Cryptococcus amylolentus CBS 6039
Lineage: Eukaryota; Fungi; Basidiomycota; Tremellomycetes; Tremellales; Cryptococcaceae
Exons: 6
Coding region: 9-1628 (539 amino acids)
Source: RefSeq, a predicted model, not a curated record
CUAUCACCAUGCCCGGUACUAUGCCCCCACCCCCACCGCAUCUGUUGCCUCCGGAUUUACCGACAGGCAUAGCAACCUUCUCCCCUUCCCCCUCCCCUACCCCUUCUCCAAUCCCAAGCGCGGCGGACCAACGGAUGAUCGCUAUAGCGCGGCAAGUAUACCGCGAGAUGUAUGCCCCCGCCUCUUCCUCUUCCGCUUCGCAAUCACCUUCAUACCCACAACCUUCGGCAGGGGAGAGGGAGAGGGAGAGUCAUGAAGAUAUGAGGAUGCGGGAGGUAGCGAGGAUGGUAUUCGAUGCUGAACGAGAACGUGCGAGGGUGGAGGGGGAGUAUUAUCGAGGUGCUGGGAGAGAGGAGGGUCAGGGGGCAGGGGUGGGAUCUGGGGAUUUGGGGUUCGAGCCGAUAGGGGUGGGGGCGGGGCCAUCUGGGGUUGGAGGUGCGUUUGGCGAGGUGAUGAGGGAUGAAGAGCAGAUUGACCUUCUAUUGACUACAGCUGCAAGAUGGGCAAUGCACGAACUAGUAGGUAAAGAAUACAAAUGUACCCGCGACCCCCGAUGGUCCGUCAAGAGUCCUAUGAAAGAAUGGCCCGCUGCCCAUCCCGAUGGGUAUCUGUAUACGUGUUUGCCGGGAGGUGGGCGGAAGAAGGUGUGGAGGCCUGAUUUUAGCAGUAAAGCCGCGGCUACGUCACAAAAGUUCCUGCAAGCAUCUCUCUCCCUCGCUUGGUCGACUCUUCUCAGGCUGGACGGCCCGUCCUCUAUUACCACGCCUGAUGGUACUGGCAUACUCACCGAGGCGGACAAGGACGACCUCUCCAAGAAGAUCGGGCAAUACUUUAAGAAUAUUCAACGGGUGAUACAUCAGAACAGCACGGAAGAGUUGCAGGUGAAGACGAGAGAGAUGAAUGAGGGGAAAAAGUUGAAGAGCCGGGCGGGCAAGAGGUUUGCGCAAGUAUCAAGAGGCGUCGAUUUCGAUAGCUCCAUCCUCGGCAGAUGUCAAGAGUCCGACCUCCUGCGGCACAUAUUUCUCGACGUCUUUAAGCAAAACAACGCUUUCUUGCCGUUCUUAUACGAUAUCCCGAAGGAAGAGAGGGAUAUAUGUGCGGUUUGGAGGGAUAUCUGGUUUGGGCUCUCGGGGCAGGAACUGCAGGAGGGGGAGGAAGUUUGGAUUGUGGAAGAUCCGGAAUGGUGGUCGAAUUGGCUGACGACGGCGUACUGGACGUAUUACUAUGAAGCCAACCCUAGCGGUACGCGAUUCUUCCGUCUCCCCGAGAGCAUGCGCAAGCGCCGUAUUCACUCCACCGACGACCUUCCCCCACUUUCAUGCGGUAUCACCCGCCGUAUGGUAGAUUCGAUAGCCAUGGCAUCACCUGCGAAUAGAGUAUGGGCGGCGGAGGUGCCUCCAGACCCGCCAGUCCCAGAAGAGAGAAGGACGUUGCAGAGCUUGGAGAAGGCUGUUGGGUCGAAGACUGGGAUGGGAUGGAGCGUGUCGCUGCAUGUAGCGUCUCUGGGCGAGCUUGAGGAGGGGGAGGGGGAAAGGCUGAUUGCAUUGAGGAGGGACGAUCCGGAGGCGUAUAGGAAGGAGAUCGGGGAAAGAGUCAAGCUGAUGGACGAAGUAUACCGUAGAUCAUAAUGACUUGAAUAUUUGUAUGAGAUAUGCUGGAAUUGAUGACAGUAGAUGCAUCAGUGACGACGA